AUACUCAACCAUAACAUGGAGGGUCUUUCGGAAUUUGAGAAGCAGAGGCUGGCGAACAUCGCUGAACGCGAUGCUCUGCUCAAAAAGCUGAACCUGGAGGCGCAGUCUUCUGGUCUCUUUCCGACCCCCGUCAAAGAUGGCGCCGUCAAGGCGAAGAGGAAGCCGACGCCGAAGCGGGUGAAGACGGAGGAGGAGACCCCCCUACCGUUGCGCAAGUCCUCGCGUAUCCGUGGUCUCAAGGCUGAUAGUGAAGUGGCCAAACGGAAGGCCGAAGAGGAGUACGAGAUUGCAAAGGAAGUUGAACGUGCCAAAAAGAUUCGCAGGACGGACUCAUUUACAAUGAGCGAUAUGUUCGUGGCUGGCCAGAAGUUGAGCGGUGACAGUCUCAUCGGUGUGGAUAUGCUCACCAAGCCAGUUGCAACACCAUACAAGAGGACCUUUUGCGCCGACGACAUUUCGAAGACUACAGACAAAGACCUCAAGGCUUUGAGAGAGGAGAUGAGUGGGCUAAAGCUGUGGGAGGCUUGGGAUCCGCAACGAAUCAAAAUCACGCCCGAAAGAGUUUACUCCAUGACAUUCCACCCCUCCGAGGGGAAGCCUCUCAUCUUCGCCGGGGACAAGCUGGGCCAUCUGGGAAUUCUGGAUGCGUCACAAGAGAAGCCAAUUUCUGGUGUCAAGGUCGAGGAUGAUGAAGACGAAGAGGACGACGACCCGGAUCCCGUCUUGAUGACCAUCAAACCGCACACUCGAACGAUCAGUUCGAUGAUGAUCCAUCCCUCAAAGCCUACUCACCUCUAUACGGCUAGCUACGACAGCUCGAUCCGCGAGAUGGAUCUGAACAAGACAGAAUCGGUGGAAAAGUACGGGCCAAAGUCAACCAAGAUCGACGAGGCUCUUUCCGGUAUCGACAUGGCCCUCGAUGAUCCAAACACCUUGUACUGGACCACCCUGGAAGGCAUUUUCGGGCGCUACGACACUCGCACCCCUCUAAGUGAUAACACGGUGACUCGGUGGUCCCUCUCAGAGAAGAAAAUCGGCGGGUUCACUCUCUACCCCUCGGACCCGCACUACGUCGCAACAGCCAGUCUAGAUCGGACCAUGCGGGUGUGGGAUCUGCGCAACCUGUCGACGGAUGAACCAUCGCCCCUCGCCAUGCAUGAGAACCGGUUGUCCGUGUCGCAUGCAGCAUUCAACGGCGCCGGCCAAAUCGCAACCUCGUCGUACGACGACACGCUGAAGAUCUACGACCUCGGCGCCAAGGGCAUCUCAUCCUGGGCGCAAGGUCACACGCUCGCAGAUGAUUUCCGCCCAGACACCAUCGUGAAACACAACUGCCAGACCGGCCGCUGGGUAACAAUUCUUCGGCCUCAAUGGCAACUCAACCCGCAAUCUCGCAUUCAACGCUUCUGCAUCGGAAAUAUGAACCGCUUCGUGGAUAUCUACAGCGCGUCCGGCGACCAGCUCGCUCAGCUGGGCGGCGAGGGCAUCACCGCUGUCCCGGCCGUUGCGGUCUUCCACCGCAGCCAGAACUGGGUUGUUGGCGGUACGGCGAGCGGUAAGGUGUGUCUGUGGAUGUAG
Messenger RNA from Penicillium lagena, 1578 nucleotides. RefSeq names its product WD domain protein. The annotation marks the transcript as partial. Gene Ontology annotation, cellular component: nucleus. The record is from RefSeq and is a predicted model, not a curated record. Lineage: Eukaryota; Fungi; Ascomycota; Eurotiomycetes; Eurotiales; Aspergillaceae. Gene Ontology annotation, molecular function: protein binding; DNA binding. Gene Ontology annotation, biological process: regulation of DNA damage checkpoint. The transcript has 3 exons.